Penicillium canescens is the source of this 1188-nucleotide messenger RNA. RefSeq lists its product as uncharacterized. Gene Ontology annotation, molecular function: protein dimerization activity; O-methyltransferase activity. The transcript has 3 exons. Lineage: Eukaryota; Fungi; Ascomycota; Eurotiomycetes; Eurotiales; Aspergillaceae. Bases 1 to 1188 code for a protein of 395 amino acids. The record is from RefSeq and is a predicted model, not a curated record.
AUGUCUACCGCUGAGGAAUGGGUUCAGGAAUUAGAUGCUCUCUGUAGUCGAGUUUCCACCUUGUUUCCUUCUGGAUCAGACGAUGAGAAUGUUCGCAUUCGAGCAUUGCGUCUUGCUGAGAAGGCUGUACAUCAGCUCCAUACCCCUAUGACUUUUGCUGAAGCGCAGACAUGGGCGCCGCUCGAGCUGUUUGGCGUCGGAGUGGCUUGUGAGAUGGGUAUAUUUGACGUUCUCUCCAAGCACUCUGUGUCCCUCAGCACUGUCGAUAUUGCUAGAGAACUCAACGCCGAUCCAGCCUUGGUUGCUCGAAUCAUGCGGCUGUUGGAUGCACAUUAUAUGGUCGAUCAAGUCUCGUUGGGUCUAUAUGCAGCGAACGCAAUCACUAGGGACUAUGUAAAGCCCUACCGAAAAGGAAACGUCAUGACGCAAGUUGCUUUAAUGCCCUCGUAUUUCGCUCUCUCGGCCUGGCUUCGUGCCAAUGAUUACAAGGUGCUACCGGAUGCAAAUAACUGUGCCUGGCAGGUCGGGUCCAAUACCACCAAAACAUUCUGGGAGAGUAUGUCAGAGGACCCAAGGCUAAGCAAAUACUUCAACGAUUACAUGGCAGUCCCUCGUACUACCCAGGAGGAAGAUUUCGUUAGCUUCUACCCGUUUGAGACUAUCUUCACCAACUCCAAUGCCGAAGACAUCCUCUUCGUCGACAUCGGUGGCGGGCUCGGCCACCAAGCCAUGCGCAUCCGCGGCGUCUUCCCACGUUCUCGGGGUCGCAUCAUUCUGCAAGACCUUCCCCAAGUCACUAGCAAGAUCACGACCGCCUCGCUGCCCGAGGUCGAAAUCAUGGACCACGACAUGGAGGACCCACAACCCGUCAAAGGUGCCCGCGUCUACUACCUUCGUGGUGUCCUGCACAACCAUGCCGACCACGUGUCCGCCCAGUACCUCUCACGAAUUGCCGCAGCCAUGGGUCCCGAAUCGAGAUUGUUGAUUCAUGAGGCCCUAUCAACUGAGCUUAGUCCGACUAAGAAUAUCACGAGGUUCGAUUUAAGUAUGUUGGCAUCGUGUGGAGGUGCGCAGAGGUCUGAAGCCGAGCAGAAGGAGUUAGUGGAGAAGGCCGGGUUGGAGGUAUUAGAGACAAGGAGUACGCCGAGAGACUGGUCGAUUAUGGAGGCCAGGUUGAAGAGGGAGUAG